CAGUAGCCGAGUAUUUCAAUCCUACUAUCUUCACAAAUCCCAUCGCAACUCAGAUCACAACAGCAGUGCUCGGUCCCCGUCCCAAGUGGACUUUCUGCUCGGCCAAUUCAGCCAUGCCGGGAGGAACCCCGACACGCCAACCGGUGCACUCCGACGCAGACUUCCAACACCCGGACCACCCAUUCGCGCUAGUCGUCAACGUUCCCCUGGUCACAAUGACACCGGAAAACGGCUCGACCGAGAUCUGGCUCGGAACCCACAAGCACGACGCAAACGUAGACGGGCAAGAGGGCGCGCACGGCGAGAGAGCCAGUGGUCGCAUACAGAACAGUCUUCUAGCCGAGCGCAAAGAGGUGUGUCCGCCAUCCCAGCCCGUCGUUCAGAAAGGCAGUGUCGUGAUACGAGAUCUGCGGCUCUGGCAUGCGGGUAUGCCGAAUCUGGCGCGCGAUGUCCGUGUUAUGCUUGCUAUGAUCCAUUUCGCGCCGUGGUAUAGGAAUCCCAUGCGUCUGCAGUUCUCCGAGGAUAUCAAGCCUGUGCUGGAAAGGCUGGAGAGUGAGGGUCGCUUGGGGUUGGAGGUCCCUGUGGAUUGGAUAAGUAGGGAGGAAGCGCUCAGGACGUACCUGAAUAGGGGCUUUGGAAACAGUUAUGAUUUCAACCAGGUGCCUUAAGUUGUUUAGUAUAGCGUUAUUCCUGAGUCUUUUAUACCAUGUUUGGACUAUUUGCUUAACUAAAUUGUUGGUAUGGAAAGGGGGGCAAUAUUGCCGACUUAUAUUGUAAC
Messenger RNA from Daldinia vernicosa, 778 nucleotides. RefSeq lists its product as uncharacterized. The coding region runs from base 114 to 668 and encodes 184 amino acids. The transcript has 2 exons. Lineage: Eukaryota; Fungi; Ascomycota; Sordariomycetes; Xylariales; Hypoxylaceae. The record is from RefSeq and is a predicted model, not a curated record.